UGGUCGUCGUGGUGGGUAGAUUCGCGAUUCGCGUCAAGAACGGCUCCGAAAGAUUCGUGCUCCGUUAUCGAGAACGGAACGUAUACACAUACGUUAUAAGAAACUCGAAGAGACUCGCGGGCUUUUCCAGACUAUUUUCCACAUUUAUGACUUGCGAUUAGUGAGUGCUACACCGACGAGGAGAGAAAGCACGAACCGGCAUGCGACGAUGCGACUAGUUGUUUCUCGAACGUUCGUCCGGUAUGAAGUACGACUCGAUUGAGACUACCAGGCGUAAUCGUUUUUAGGAAAGAUCGAGUGUUGUAGAGAAACAAGUACAAACUUCUGUCGAUCGAGGAUCUUCAAAACCUAUCAAAAUCUUGUGCACGUGGCAAAUGUGAUAAGCUCAAUUACGAUAUCUACUGGAUGGCUUUAGAAGGAAAAGCAAUGGCUUUGGGUGGAACAAGACUUAAAACUAGACUUCCGAUAAUACCAGGCACGAGACCUUCGUUACGAAAUUCACAGUUGCUUAUUUCAACAGGGAUACCUUCUUUAGACAGUACAAUAGGCGGAGGUUUACCUAUUGGCUCGAUAUUUUUAAUUGAGGAGGACAAGUAUGGCUUCUAUGCUAAAACUAUAUUGAAAUACUUUAUGGCAGAGGGAAUAGUCAUAUCUCAACCUGUACUGAUUGCGUCUCAAGAUGUUCAACCUUCCCACCUUGUAUCAGGAUUGCCCGCAGUUAUAGAUAAUUCAGAGGAACAUACGAAAACUACAAAUAAUGAAGAUGAACCAAUGAAAAUAGCUUGGCGAUAUCAAAAAAUGAAAGUAGUGGAUUCAUCUCCUACGGGAGGUCAAAUAUUCGGUCAUUAUUAUGAUCUCACAAAGCAGAUGCAAACGGAUUUCUUAGAACAUGCUGACAUAAAACAAUGGGAAUUUAAUGAGGAAAUGACACUAGAUAAAAAUAGUAGUCAUACAUUUAAGAACGCUGCAUAUACUGACUUAUUAUGUACUAUAGAAAAAACUUUACGUGAUGGACAAUAUUUUCUCUCUGAAACAUCUGAACAGAAAACAAAGAAAAUUUUAAGAAUCACAAUUCAUUCUCUGGGAUCAAGAUUAUGGCUUAGUGACACAGAGAAAUAUUCUGAUAGUGAUCUAUUAAAAUUCCUAUAUUGCUUCAGAGCACUUUUAAGGAAUUCCUAUGCAGUCGGCAUAGUAACAGUACCAGUUAAUAAUUUCAAUAGCAAUUUCGCUAUCGAAAGAAUUGAGCACGUAUCGGAUAUAGCAAUAAGAUUGGAAUCGUUUGCGGGAUCUGCAAAAGCGCUUAAUCCAUUGUAUAAGGAGUAUCAUGGUCUGUUGCAUAUUAAGAAAUUGUGUGCAUUAAAUGGUUUAUCACACGGCAAUUCACAACACAGAGAUUUAGCAUUUAAAUUACGCCGUAAAAAGUUUCUUAUAGAAGUUUUACAUUUGCCACCCGAGUUCGAAGAUACGUCUCAACGAGAGCAAGAUGACACAGUAACAUCCGGCAUUGGAUGCAUGAGUGGAUCUCAUAAAAGUACACUUGAUUUUUAG
Molecule: messenger RNA, 1548 nt
Organism: Trachymyrmex cornetzi
Lineage: Eukaryota; Metazoa; Arthropoda; Insecta; Hymenoptera; Formicidae
Gene: Elp4
Product: Elongator complex protein 4
Exons: 5
Coding region: 406-1548 (380 amino acids)
Biological process (GO): tRNA wobble uridine modification
Cellular component (GO): cytoplasm; elongator holoenzyme complex; transcription elongation factor complex
Source: RefSeq, a predicted model, not a curated record